UCUCUCCAACGAGAUCACCUUCGCUCUACUAACCGAAGAAAUUUGAAAAGACGGAACAGUCUAGGAGACAGGAAAGAGUGCGUUAUCGAGGAGAACUCAAAAGUGUUUGGAAGUUUUGCGUCGUAUCAUUAAAAAAAUCAGAAAGUGUUUUAAAGACGAAAAGAUCGUCGUGAUCGAUCGCCCAAAAAUAUCGUCGUUAAAGAGAGAUUUCUCGUAUAAUCGAGUUUCGAGAGAGAUUUAUUCUAUUGACGGCCAGGAAGAGGAGGCACCUAGAAAGUGCCAAUUAUUUUUCGAAAUCGUGGAAGGGAAUAAUCGAAAAACGGCGAACCAUUACGGAGCCAUUCAAUACGCAAGCUCGUACAGUAACGGUCGUACGGCAGCGAGCUUGUACAACAACAAUUGUUCUUCGACCACCACUUACGGUGGCUUCGUGCAGCAUCAACAACAACAACUUCACGAGGAUUAUCGACCAAUUUAUUUUUAUGUCGCUCAACCGUACACGAUACCGUAUACGUUCGCGAAAAGACCGAGACCGAAUUCUUCUCUUCUUAGAUCGGAUAACAGGUCCAAUUGUCGCGUUAAAUUUUCCAAAAAAUUCGCCAACGUAGACUUCUCUCAAAAGGUUAAACAGGGAGAGUUCUCCAAGAGUCUCAAUCAAGUUCAUUUUGCCGAAGGCCAGGACCAAGGAUUUCCGCAUUUUUAUAAACCUGGCCAGACACCGCGCCAUCCAAGAAUGACGUCGAUGUUUCGAAGGGGCACCAUAUUCGCAACUUUCUUUCUCUCGUUACUCGGUGGUGGAUUGGUCUGUGCUGCUCUUGUUACGCAACACUGGGUCGAGGCUCGACCCUGGAGGACACCGAAUCCUCAGGAGAGUGCAGGAAGAGUCCAUUUGGGUUUAUUACAAGGUAAAAAGGAAUUGAACGUUGCUUAUGGCUGGAGGACCUACCACGUAUCAGUACCUCAAAUGUUACGACAAGAUCCAACAGUAAUGUCCUGGGGACUUUGGAUAGGAACUUUAACUGCUACUUCUGCUGCAUUGAUAACUGCUGCCUUUGCCGCACUUUUAGCUGUGCUAAAUACGGCAACCUCACCGAGAUCUAAAGCUCUCUCUGUACCUGGAGUUUAUUUUAUAAACAUUUUAGCGUUGAUGAUGUGUAUAACGAGCGUUGGUACAUGGUUAGCACAAUAUUACACGAGGCUAUACGUCAAUGUCCUACCAAAGGAAGACAUUGAUAAUAUGUGGACCAGUGAAGGUUCGGCCGAACUUGGUUAUUCAUUCUGGCUCGUUGCAACUGCUGCUGUUGUACAUCUUAUUAGUAUCGCAUUAGUCGGUUGGGGAUCCGGAAGAGAAAAAGACAAUAAUUUGGAACCGAUUCCUGCAUUGGAAGAAAAAACUGCCGCAGCAAUAAUGCUCUAUUAGAAUGAUUUUUUUUUUUCGUUUUAAUAUCAAACAAAUGUGCACUGUAAUAUUUCUAUAUAUAUAUAUAU
Messenger RNA from Vespa velutina, 1488 nucleotides. RefSeq lists its product as uncharacterized. The transcript is spliced from 6 exons. The record is from RefSeq and is a predicted model, not a curated record. Lineage: Eukaryota; Metazoa; Arthropoda; Insecta; Hymenoptera; Vespidae. Bases 734 to 1420 code for a protein of 228 amino acids.